Momordica charantia (bitter melon) is the source of this 571-nucleotide messenger RNA. Lineage: Eukaryota; Viridiplantae; Streptophyta; Magnoliopsida; Cucurbitales; Cucurbitaceae. The record is from RefSeq and is a predicted model, not a curated record.
UUGAGAAGAAACUGCAUUGGGGGGCUGCCUGAUCAGAGGUCGCCGUGGGACUGUUUUCUGUUCUCUCUUGUUCGUGUCCCGUGUCCUUUUCCGGCGACUUACGGCUUUGUUCCUUGUAAGAAGUCUGCACCGAUUCGUUUCUCUGGUUCUGGGCGACAGAAAAAUGGCCCUGCUGCCAUUGCCAACGCCAAUGCUCGUCUUUCCAGACACAACCCUUAACUAAUAUAUAUAUAUGUGUGUGUGUACAUCAAAAGGAAUAAAUUCCAAAUCUAAUUGUAGAAUACAACUUGCAAUUUCUUCUAGUGGGAGUUGGACAAUGAAAAUGUUUGAAGAUGGAGCUGAAAUCAAGCCAAAAAUUGGCCCAUGUAUUUCCUAGGUACAACACUAUACAAUAAUGGCAGUAAUUCGAGCUAAUAUUGUUCAACCAUGGCAUGAGCUCAUAACUUUCUCGGAGAUUGGUUUUUCCUGUUCAAUCACUUUCCUGUAAGGUGGGGAGAGGAAAAUUCUUUUAAGAGUAUUUGUGUACGAGGAGCUCAAUUGUAAUAGUACAAGAGGAGUAACCUUCGUUGAA